Molecule: messenger RNA, 11557 nt
Organism: Salmo salar (Atlantic salmon)
Lineage: Eukaryota; Metazoa; Chordata; Actinopteri; Salmoniformes; Salmonidae
Product: RNA-binding protein Nova-1
Molecular function (GO): RNA binding
Source: RefSeq, a predicted model, not a curated record
CCCGACACCUCCUCUUUCUUUAUCAUGUGACAUUCGUUUUAUACUCGUUUGCCAGAGAAAAUCAGUUCAUCCAAUCGUGUUUCGAGAGGGGCGGCUCGUUUUCUCAACAUUUGACAGGGAUUUAUUCUGAUCCUCGUGACGUCACCCGAUACCCUGCGCUCCUACAGUCAGUAAGCGAAGGGAUGCUCUAAACGCAAGAUUGCAGCAUCUUUCCUGAGAGACUACAAACAAAUCGCAUCUCACUCUAGCUUUGUAUCCAUUCUCGGCAUUCUCUCCCCUUUGGACCCUCCUGAAAACCCACCUCUUGCCCUCUAACAUCGAACUGCAGGGUGUCUUCAUGCACGAACGGAGGACCGGAUAGAACACCAUAUUUGUAUUUCAACACCUUUCCUUUCCCUUUAUUUAUUUAACCUCUUUGUCGUCUGUAUAUUUUUGUUUUGACCUUUUAUUCUGUUGACCAUUGCCUAGCUGCAAUACAGCGAGGAGGAGGUCGUUCUGCAUUGCUUGAUAGGAAUACGCGCUUUAUUGCAGUGGAAUGAAAUAACACACAUAUGAAGAAAUUAAUGGAAGAUUAAAUUAGCCUACUUUCUACAACACGCUGAUAGUAUCUGGAGCGGGACAUAAUUUGUCGGUUCAUUGGAUUUUUGUUGAGGUUACGUUCCAUACGCAGCGCAAGCAUCGUCUUCCUCGGUUAGAACACAUAGCCCAUACUCGUCGUAGCAUCUCGGUGUUCUCUGAAAGGGCGAGGAUAACGCGCAAGAUAUUUCAUUCUCAAGAAUAUAGGCAUUUUCGAUUUCUCAAAUCGCUUCGUCUAUUCAAAGACAUUUUUUUUUCAAUUGGUUACGUUGCAUAAAGGGAUAAACGCAGUUUCACCCAACCUACUUUAAAAAUGAUGGCCGGCGGGGCAGUACAGCAAAACGGGAUUUUCUUGAAUCCUCACCAUCACAAUCAACAGCCGCACAUGGAGUCGGAUCCCCCAGAUUCGCGUAAAAGACCGCUAGAGACCCCAACUGAGGCAAGCAGCACUAAACGCACAAACACGGGAGUGGCCUUCCUGCAGCCCCUUUUUGAAACUGAAGGCAUUGUAUUCCCUCACCAGGAAUCACACUCUGAGGCACAUGAGGAAGGUGAGUACUUCCUGAAGGUUCUGAUCCCCAGCUAUGCGGCCGGCUCCAUCAUCGGCAAGGGUGGACAGACCAUCGUCCAGCUGCAGAAAGAGACCGGCGCCACCAUCAAGCUGUCCAAAUCCAAAGACUUCUACCCUGGUACGACAGAGCGGGUGUGUCUGAUCCAGGGGACAGUGGAGGCUCUGAAUGGAGUCCAUAACUUCAUCGCUGAGAAGGUGCGGGAGAUGCCGCAGAGCACCCAGAAAUCAGAACCGGUCAGCGUACUGCAGCCACAGACCACCGUCAACCCUGACCGCAUCAAACAGGCCAAGCUGAUAGUGCCAAACAGCACAGCAGGUCUGAUCAUUGGUAAAGGUGGAGCCACAGUCAAGGCCGUCAUGGAGCAGUCGGGCGCCUGGGUGCAGCUCUCCCAAAAACCAGAGGGCAUCAACCUGCAGGAGCGAGUGGUCACCAUUAGCGGAGAGCCCGAGCAGAACCGUAAAGCCGUGGAGAUCAUCGUUCAGAAGAUCCAAGAGGACCCCCAGAGUAGCAGCUGCCUCAACAUCAGCUACUCCAACAUCUCUGGCCCUGUGGCCAACUCCAACCCCACCGGCUCCCCCUAUGCCAACUCAGCCGAGGUGAACCCCGCUGCUGCUGCUGCCGCCGCUGCCACAGCCUCCAGCCUCCUGGGUCAGGCCACCAUGCAGAGUAUGGGCGGCUUCCCCACCACCAUGGGUCCCAGCUUCUCAGGCAACGACCUCUUGACCAUCACCUCUGCCCUCAACACGUUAGCCAGCUACGGCUAUAACACCAACUCCCUGGGCCUGGGGCUCAACCCCGCCGCAGCCUCAGGAGUCCUGGCCGCCGUAGCGGCUAGCGCUAACCCCGCCGCGGCUGCCGCUGCUAACCUCCUGGCGUCCUACGCCAGCGAUGCCUCCACCAGCGCAAGCCACCAGGCCGCCUCCCUGGGAGGUUUCACCCUUGGCUCGCUGGCCGCGGCCACGGGGGCCACCAACGGCUACCUGAGCGCCUCGUCCCCGCUGAUGGCACAAUCCCUGAUGGCCACUGAGAAGCAGAUGCAGGAGGGGGCCAAGGACGUGGUGGAGAUCGCUGUUCCUGAAAACCUGGUAGGAGCCAUCUUGGGGAAAGGAGGGAAAACGCUAGUGGAGUACCAGGAGCUGACUGGAGCCCGGAUCCAGAUCUCCAAAAAGGGAGAGUUCAUUCCCGGCACCCGGAACCGUAAAGUUACCAUAACCGGCUCUCCCGCGUCAACGCAGGCAGCUCAGUAUCUGAUCAGCCAACGGAUCACGUAUGAGCAGGGUGUGCGCGCCACCAACCCACAGAAGGUGGGCUAGAAAAUGAGAAUGGAAAGGAAGAAAAUGAGUGGGGGCUUGGGGAGGAAUGCAAAGUGAGAGAGAAAGGGAGAGGAGAGCAAGAAUGCUGGAAGGAAUCAUCCACCCGUUUUUUGGUGUUUCAGUAUUCAAAAAAUUAUGCGAUGCAAAAAUUUGCUCGGGGAGAGAGGAGAAAGUGUAACGCGGAAAACAAAGGAAAAUAAGGUGUAAAAUGUAAAUACGGUUUUAUUACUUAAGUCUUGAUGUUUCGGGAUUUUUUGUUUGUUUUGUUUUCUAGUUCUUUUGUUUUUUGUUUGUUUGUGUAUUCUCCGGACAGUGGUGAAUGCGAUUUUAAACUGGCAUGCUGCCGCGCUGCAGUUUGGAAAAGGGGGGCGGUGGGGGUACUGGGGGCCGACCCCCAUGGAAUCAGCCCCUUCCCCACCCCCACCCCCAUUCCUGUGUAGCUCACUGAUGUUUUUCUUCAGAUUUGCCUUCAAUUUCAAUUUGCCCCUUACCCUGCCCCCCACUUUUCGCCCUCCCCCUACAAGGGUCUGAUAAGACUGCAAACCAGUGCUUGGUUAGAGAUCUAAGGAAAAUUCCUGUAGUUGAUGACAUCCCCCUCCAUGCCCCGAUCCCUCGCCCCUCUCCCAGCCACCCCCACUCUGGUUUGAGCAAAGGAGGGGACGGGAGAGAUGUGCCCAAGCCUUCCACACAUGGAUUAUCCUCGUAUCCCUAUAGCCUCGCGCCUUAGGUUCUGAUUUAGCCAGAUGCAUGCUAUGCCACGCUCCAUAUUUAUAUCCGGGAUGCUCGUGUUUCUUAUGUAGGACGAAGGCAGAGACGCAUGGUGCAUCUCAUUGGGUCAGAAUUCUAGCGUAGCGCAAGAGUACAUAUAGAGGUUGGGGCAUUUUUCUCAACAAGGUUUGCAGUCUGAUAUUAUUAUUAUGAUUAUUAUCGAUAUCAUCAUCAUUAUUUAUUAAUAUGAUUUCACCCAUAACGUUUGGUAUUUUCAUUGUUUUUUAAAUCUGUAAAUUCAGGUUGACAUGAAUGUAAAGACUAUUUUUGAUUUGAUUUGUUUAAUUUAAGUGGAUUUAAUAACAUGUCACAUAGUGUAAUAUACAGUAUGUCUUAUUUAAGUCCAGUAAGAAAUGGAGUAUAAGCACCACUGCAGUGAUGAUGAAGAGUAAGGGUCAGCUUUGAUAUCCAGUAAAGAGCAGAACAGUAAAUAUUCCAUUUAAAACACACACACACACACCCUGUGAUGCCAUUUCAGUGCUAAAAAGGGAUUAUAACAUAUCUACAUGGCAGAUUACGGUGAAAUCAAGCAGGCUAGUCUCUACAGUAUAUACAUACAUAGCUGCAAAAUGAAAAUGCCACUUGCACAACAGGCCCAAGAGCACCGUUCACAUUCUGGCUGGGACGAAGCGCUCUAAUAACGUCAACCCAAAGUUGUUUCAAUGUUGUCUGAGCUCAGAUGUCUUUCCUCCCUCCAGUUUAGCCUGUGUCCCUCAACAUUGUGAAAAGCCAAAGUGUUGUUGGGACUGUAGGGCCAUAGGCGUCUCCACUGAGAUAUCCAGCGAGCGCUGCUCUUCUGCCUGUGGCACUCUAACAACACUCUGUCUAGACAGGCCAGGCGAGAGACCAGGAACAGGGGCACUUAGAACCUAGAGGUGGCGACCCCGCCAGGAUACGUCCAUACUACUGAAAAAUACAAACACUGAAGAUGAGAAAGUUGAUCUCACUAGGGUCCAUGCAGUUUGCCAGGCCUUGUCUUUUUUGCGAGCAGAGCUAUUGAUAUUUAGAAGUUGCUUUCCCUAAUACUUGCUCUUAUCAAGCAGUAUUCUUCUGUCCACGGGGGGGAAUGUAACGUGCUACGGUCUGUUGGGCGUUAACUACAGCUAAGUCUAAUGGUUGUGGGUUAUUCUGCUUUUGGCAAACUGCAGGGACCUCCCACUACACGUUCCAUGCAAUGGAUACUGCCCACUAACCUAUAAGCUGCUAUGAUUUUGUUUUUUUUAUCUUGUUUUUUUUGCAAUCGGAGUACACUGAAGUUGAUCUUAAUGCACUGUGAAGUGUGGGGAUCGUUUUCUCUGCCCGUGAGGUCAGGGUUGUGUUCUGUAGGGAGCUUUGUCACAGGCGUAUGCGUUAUUAUGUCAGGGAAAUGUACGCAUAUGAAAUACCAGGCGACUAAUCAUAUCUCACGAACAGAACUCUAUUUGCAAUACAAUAUCAGUUCUCAUUUAGAUAUGCAAGACGAGGAAAGAGUAUUCAUGUUUCUAAACACUACAUUUAAACCAGGAUCCUGGAUUGAGGCGUUGGAUGUGCUUUGACUCAGUUUGGCAAUGAAAGUAAUGGGGUUGUAGAAACAGUCUCUAAUUGGAGGAUGGGAUUGGGGAGGAGUGGCAAGUGUGCAUGUUCAGCUUUUGCUAUUCAAAGACAACAAUAGUUGGAGGUAUGUGGAGUUUUAUCCCAGUUUUGACAGGGUUGCUCUAAUCGUCCGACUUCCCUUUUUAUAUUUGCUGUUUUCACAAACAGUUGAAAUUGAUAUAUUCUGUUAGCCAAAUGAAAAUGGCUGGCUAACCUAAAAUGUGAUGACUUAUAAAAUGCCAAAGGAGGAAGGGGGCACAUUUUGGUCGACCCUAAACAAUCUAACUUGGUCUGGUAAGGGAACCUAUCUCCCCAAUUGGACAUUUAGACACUAAUGUAAAGGAAAUCUAUCCAAUGGUGGGCUCUCUCACUAUUAUUCAACAUUGGAAUGUUUUCUCUAUUGUCUAUUGGAGCGACAGUGAGCGCGUAUCUCGACAGAUUGGUAAGGAGGCUUCUUUAUUCCCAUCUAAUACCAUCCACUUUCCUCACCCUCCAACCCUUGUACCGCCGUGCACCCCAUACUUACACAUCAACCCAGAGCCCCCCUCUCACAUCUCUCCAUGGGUGAUAAUGUCUGGUGUUACGAUGCAUGUCUGUUUGCCCUUCCAGACCACAACUACUACAAAACAAUGACUGUCUGAGUCUCCUAAUGCUUUGAGGGUAGAGAGGACAGCGUCGCCUUGAUUGUAGAGCUGAGCAUUAGAGUCUAGUUAGUGACCAUUUUGCCAGCAGCAGUGAGAACAAAUUAGUAGGUGACAGUGGAAGUAGGAAAGAGAACCUGCAACCAGGCAACUAAGAGAGAAAGAUACCAACUGACUUAAUUCUGUCAACCCAAUGGCCAGUGGCUUGAAACCAUAUUUUAUAUUGUAUGUUAAUGACAGGAGUGAAAGCAUUUGCUACAUUUGGAAUGCAUGGGCAGAUACAUACAGUACAUUCAUUAACACAUUCACAUAGAUUGCGAGUAGAAUAAGGGAAAUACUGCUUGUUGAAGUAAUGAAGAAAUGACAGAGAUUACUGGAUAUAAGCGAUACUAAAACUGUGACAAAUCAAUGUGAACGUUAUCAAAUACAACAAUAUCAAUUACCUGUAGUUGGAGAUCACGAGAAGGUGCCAACAAAGUUUGUCAAAGGAUGGCUUUGUUAUCUUUUUUAUCGAAUUCAACAAAAUUACCCCAUGAUGAUGGGGUUUUAGGGCGUCCAUUUUUUGUUUGGUUUGUAAUUGAGGGGAUGUAGAUAAAAUGUGAUGAGUACUGGAAGCAAUAUAUGUAGUAGCAUGUUGUCCUUGUAUUGUCUUUUUAUUCUGUCUGUUGUCAAAGCUUUGGAUUUACCUAGAUGUUAAAAUAGAUUUACCUAAUUACAACUUUUUUAAUUUGUGAAAUUGCUGCUAUUUAAUAAGUGAUGUACUAAAAAUAAAGUUAAAACAUAUCUGAUUGGUCGUUUAGCAGGAUGUUGUAGUUCCCAGAGGUGUGCUAAAUGCUAUACAUGCUGAUAAGAUAAUAAUUACUGUAAAAACAAACUCAACAAAUAAACCUGUGCCAAAAUAGAUCUUUUAAGACUGAAACUAAAAAUGCGCGUGAUUUAAAAAACAUUACAUGAAAGGAAACAUACUUUUAUAAGAAAAAAAAUGUGAAAAGUGCCAAACGAACCAUAUUUAUAAUUGUAAAUAGAAGGGAAUGGUACAAGAGACUUUUUUUGUGUGAGUAAAAUCAAUUAAAAAAAGAAGCUUUUUAGUUAAACCUUUUAAUGCCCUCUUUACUACUAUGUGACAUAAAAUAAGGGAUUGUGAAGGAAGGGAGCCAUCUUGUUAGCCAGUUAUCCAAAUUUCCUUGAAUUCUACAGUACUUAGACUCCGGGGCCAGAAGAAUCAAUGUAUAGAUAGAUUAGCAUGGUUAAUGAUACACAUGAUAUUAACAUUCUUAAUACAGCCUUUUAUAGUUCUGAAAAUGUAUUUUGUGGAGAUAGAUGUUAUCUUUUUUGCACGUCUAUAUUGCAUGAUAUCAAAGUGAAGCGUGGACAAAAAAAAAUGUAAGAAACAAAAAUUGUAAAAAAAAAAAAUUAGGCGGUGUGUUUUGUUCGUUUUGAAGACAAAUCUUUGCAUGCCAACAAUGGUAAAGCAAUUUAAUUUUCCUUGACACAUUUUGAAACGUGUGUUGUUUUCACUAAAGACAUGCAGGGACUUAGUCCAUUAGAGCAGGGCCACAGUGUAAUUAGAUUGUAUGACUGGAUGAGUAUUUUGUGAGAACAUUGUCUAGGCAUUAAAACAUUCUUAGAGAGAUAGGAACAAACUUUUGAUCAAACAUGAAACAAUUCUGGGUUUUUUUUUGCUGGUUGAGCUUCUUUUACUAAAACUGCAUUAUUUAAUUCCGGAUCACAUUUUAUGCUUUUUACCAUAGAUACCGAGAUAUUGUCCAUGAAUGUACUCACCUCUGCAUAAGUUUGCAUAUCACUCUUUGAUCAUGACUUCAGGGCUUGAGUGUCCAUGUGUUUUGUGUGAAUAACUAACAUCAGGUAGGCCAGAUCUGGCCCUAGUGUCAUUCUAACCAUCUGUUUCCCCUUUUCGCUCCCUCUGAGCUUGAUCUCUUGUCUUGAUGUAAAUAUGCACUUUAUAUUUCUCAUUUAGACAGAUUUCUCAUUUAAACCCCCAUCUCCUAAAAGGAAACUAGGAAAAGUAUUUUGAAGUGUCAAGCUAGGCCGUGUGUAGACACCAUGUUUUUUUCACUCUCUGUUGCUGUUCAGCUUUGUAUUCCUCAAUCCCCUGGGUCUCUCUCCAGAAUUUGGGACAAGGUGUGUUUUACUCUCUAUUCAGUGAAUUUGGUCUCAUUACAUGAUUACACUUUCUAUGACAAAAAGUUCUAGGGAGAGAAAAAAGGACAAAUAUUGCCAAUAUUCCUCAUGUUGUCCAUUGCCCAACUGUCAUUCAGUUUCACCAUUAGACAACUGAGUGGUGUUGGCAUGCUCAAAAAGGGAUUGUAAAUAACGAAAGCUGGUCAGCCACAAGAAAACAUAGCUUUUCCUCAUUUAACACAGGAUUUUGCCUUUUGUAUAUUUCUGAAGCGUUCAAUGAUCUAGAAUAGUGUCGAAAAGGGACACUCAGUUUAAACUAUAACCAAAUUGACAUCCCUGUUCCUAGCGAUGCCUCAGUUGCAAAAGAAUGUCAGCAUGAGGUAUACUGUAUAGCUCUGUAGAGUAAGCUGAGAUGGGGGUUUGUGCAAUAGUGUAGUACCUUGCUGUGCAUGUGCUAUUGUCUGGCUCUUGUGUCUGUGUGUCUGCAGUAGGUCAGCGUCAUGGUGUCGUUCCCAUGUUGCUGGGUGAACAGAUCUGUUUUGUGAUGUGCAGAGGAAUGCAAACUUAUGGUUCACCUGCUACAGGUGACAUCAUUGCUUUUCAGUUGGUGUGUGGCUACUAGUGCUCAACUCCAAAACCUCACAAUGCCCCAACCCCCGCCCUCCUCGCUCUCACCCGCACCCACCACCCUUAGCCAGACAUUCACGGAACCCAGGGUCACACUCUUGAGCUUGUACCCCAUCGAAGCACCAGCAAUUUUAAACUGCAUUUGUCAUAUCACUGUUCAGUUCCUCUUUAUUGUUUUUCUGUUUUUUAUUUGUACUACGCUCUCUAACCUAGACCAAUUAUAACAAAAUGCCAUUCAUGUGUAUCCUGUUUACUCCCCUUUUCUCCUUUUUGCACUUUCACUGCCCUCCUUUUCCAACCACUCCCCCACACUUCUGCUCCGAUCCCGCCACACCACCAAACCCCCCACCUCCUCCUCCUCCUCCUCCUCCUCCUCCUCGAGUUUCUCCCGAGUGCCAAACAAAAACAGUACCAUUCCAAACUUUUUUGAGUUUUCUUGUAUGUUGGACAUCCAUUGGACGCACCCAUGAAGCCAGCAUGUUCCUCCAUAACAUGAUGUCAGUCAUGACGCCUCAACAUUACCCAAAAGAAACAGAUCAAAAACCCCCGAGCUAAAAGCAGACCUGGAUUAACCCGGUAAAGGCUGGCUACCUCUCAUAAACUGCUUUUCCUAAUUCUCUAUCAUCUCUUCAACCUCCAGGACAUCAUUGAUUGUGUGCCAUAGUGUUGGGGGCACUUGUCACUCUCCUCACCCCCAAGUCUCUCCAUUUGAUUUCGAUGGGAAAAAUAAAAAAUCCAUCUCUAAUGACGAUUUUUUUUCUUUAACAUUAAACCACACUCAGAAUGGUGUGAGGAGUGUAAUCGUCAGCUGCGCAGCCAUCCUCUGUCUUCUGAACUUUGAACUUUUCACCCCUCAUGAACUUUAUUGACCUUCUUCCUCCCCUUCUAUGUUCAUCAAACUGUUUGGACUUAAAUCUCCAUUCCAUCACCAAACCUAUUUGAGACUGUGCAAUUCUAGUUGAAAUUAUUUGAUUUUUUUUGUUUGUUUCUUAUCAGUGGGGCAAUUCACAGAGAUAAAGAAGGAAAAAUCAUCCACAAAAGAAAUACAGACAAACAAAAAAAACAAAACAACUGUUUCUCCACAAUUUCAUUUUUCUCUCAUUGUAAAUAUUUUUGUCAGGUUUUGUUGAGCUGUAAAGAGAGGCGUGUUCAACAGAAUGGGGCCGGCAGCAUAAAAUCCACUUAGUGGAAAGAGGAAAAGAAAGGUGCACCUCAUACAUCUACUCGUUUGUUCUGCUACGGUAGCUUGUGGUCUUGACAUUGGUGUGACCUGCUGUAUUUGUUGUUGUUUAUCGCCAUGCUAGCUCCACUUAGAUAAAAGGAUAUAAAAACGCAACAGAUAAUUAAGUUCUGGAGCUGAAAAUCCUCCUCAUGAUAGAAUUGUUUACAUUUGCUACCGUAGCUGUAUUCGUUGGUGGUUUUGUUUCGCUUAGUGUGAGUCGUAGUUAUUGUAAUGCUUCGUAGUGGAAGAACAUAUCAAUGUGGAGAACUUGCUGGGCUCAGCACCUUACACUAAAUGUGGGACACACAAGACUAGGGGGGAAUAAACGUGUCGCUCCCAAACCACAAAAAGGAAGUUGAGUCCUCUUUAGUGCAAUAGAGUUACUGUGGUUUACAUGAUAGAAGUGAUAUAGUUUAUAACUAUGAUUAUGUUAAUUAGGCAUAUUGUAGGUGGGUGUUGGUGAAUAUAAAUGCCAACAUGACAAAGGUGCCCGUAGUACCAACUGAGACAUAUCUCUCUCAGUGAGUUUAGUACAGUUAAACUGACUGAAAGUAUUCAUUUGACACAGCUAGACUGGACUGACCAUAUCAUUGCUUAGCUUUGUGCUCCACUCACAAAGUUUUAUGCUGCCAGCCUCAUUUUCUGAUAACACUUCAUGAGCUAUUUAUUUUCAACCUAUAAUAUACUAUUAAUAAAUGACAAGACAACAAGAAAAAGGGAAUGACUGGAAAGGUGAAUUAUUGUUUUGUUUUUUAGUAUUUUAGUGGUUGCUUUUAACACCAUUCAUUAACUGACUUAAAGAGUAUUGAAUAUUUAAUGUAAUUGUAGUAUUGUGUUUGUAAAAAAAAAAGAAAAAAAAGUAGUGAGUUGUGUUUAUUGACUUGUGGAUUACCAGUGAAGUCGGCAAUCUAGUGCUAAUAUAUAUUUAAUCUUUUUUUAAGGAUUAUUCUUUUCCGACAGCAACAACAGUCAUUAUAAAUGUUCAUUUUAGCAUCACCUGUCUUCUGUUGUCUUAUUCUUCACCUCCCACUACACUCAGUCUCAUCCAAGUAACACAUUGCAAGUUUGUGCCUGAAACCAUGUGCUCGGUCUGGGGGCGGGGCCAUAAGGUAUGAGCGACGUGUGUGUGUGUGUGUGCGCGCGCGUGCGUGUGAAUGGAAAGGCUGCUAUCUCAGCCUUGGUGGGUGUUCUGUCCAAUGUCCACCAAAGCUAAAACCUGGAGGGCUUCCAUUCACCAAUGGAAUCCCCUGACGUUAUAGCUGGAACUUCAUCAUGUGACCUGAGUCGACUCUAUCGUUCAUAACCCUCCCACCCAACCACUCUCCACCGCUACCCUAUCCCUGAGUCAUCCCCUUACCACACGUCAUCACCAUGUGGUGUUCUCCAUCGAUAACAUACUACUCGACCAGAUCCACAUUAACAUGUCUCCUCCAUGUUUCCAAAAGGAGCGCGUUGCCAGUCAACCUGCUUCCCACAUGAUACUCAACCAUCCUCUCUAGCUGCCGGGGCCAGGCCAAUCAGAAAUCGAUUUGUCUAAAAACAAGAGGAUAGAGAGAAAGAGAAAUAGUGAUUCUCAGGGUGUCUCCUUGAUCUACCUUUAUAUCCUGCGUUCUGCAGUUGUCCCACUUUAUUCUGCCCUAAUGAUUUCUAUGGAGCCCAAAGACGACGAUGAUUUCCAUGUUCAUGUAAUGGUUGCUUAGCAAUUAUUCUGAGGGAUGAUAUGCACCUACUUAAAGGAGCGUGCAAAUACUGUAUUGUUUACAACCUAAAUGAGACCAACGCUGUUGAAAAAGAAUGUGUAGGACAAAAACAAAUUCCGUAUUGCUAAAUGAUGACAUUUCAACGACAAUUUUUGUGACAUGAGUUAAUGUAAUUAUGAGUCAUUGCAUGGUACUAUUUUUUGCAAUGAAAAUAUAUAUUUUUUGAACUGUUAGAAUGGAUGGUACAUUGUCAAAUUCGUGCAACAUUUAGACGCUAAUAAUAAAACAAAUGUUGGUGUCAGUGUUAAUGUCACCAUCAGGAGAGGUUUUGGACCAAUGAAUGGCAAAAUGUUGUAAAGGUUUUGUUCAUUUGUACAUGGUAAUAAUGGCUCAAAUAAACCAUUGAAGCUAAUUGUCAGGUAGA